UUACAUAAGCUGGUAACACUGUUAUUUGCUGGAGAAGAAAAUUGUGAAUAAAACCGAAACUAAGGCAUAGGAAAUUAUGUCACAACGCAAUCACCGAGUAGACCGCUUUGCCCAGAUGACAAAGCAGGAGGAGAUCAUAGCCAAGAAGCGGCAGGAGAUCCUCGAGAAGCAGAAGACGGCCCAGCUGGCCAAGGCGGUAGCUGCGGCGCAAAACUUGGCCGCGCAACUGAAAACCAAUGAGGAGGAGGAGGAAGAGGAUUCACACCAGCAGGACAUCGCUGUUCAGGACACAUCCCCAGCCACUGCUGAAGAGGCCAAUGGCCUGGAGGUGGGCCAGAUCGAGGCCACGGCUGGCAAGGGAAAGUCGGAGGACGCGGUGACCCCCAAAACGCUGAACAGCUUUACCGGCAAGACGGGCAAGAUCACAUUUGGCCAGAAGCGCCAGCAGCUGCCACAGCCCAGUGUAGAACAGCCGCCUCCAAAGGUUAAAAACACUUUCUGUAACGACGGUUCCUUCCUGGAGAACUUCAAGAAAAUACUCGAAAAGCACGAGAAGCCCCCCCAGCCUUUACUCGUUCCACCAGUUCCAGUGCCCAGUGCCGAGGAGAACAAUCUCCUGGAGACGGAGAAUGCCGAGAACAGCGGUUCCCAACUGGAAACGGCCAUUGCCAUUAGCUCGGCGGCAGCCAUGGCCACCUCCAUUACGGUGACUAGUUCGGCGCCAACUCACUUGGCUUUUGGACUGCCCGUGCAAGCAGUGCAGCCACCGCCGCCUCCACCUUUCGCUUUCAACCCAACGCUUUUGCAGCAGGGACCGCCGCAAAUGCAGCUGCCAGCUGCCUUCUUCCACGGCCACCUGCCACUGCAUCUGCAUCCGGCGGCAGUUGCUCCUCCACCACCGCCGCCGCCUCCACAGCUGCCCAUCGCACUGGCCAACAUGGGACAGAUUUACAUGCAGCUUGGACCGACUCCUGUGGAGGCCAUGCAGCUGAAUGCCAUACCGGCACCUAAGGAGUUCGACUUGAAUGCCAUACCUAAGCCGCAGAUAAACCUGGAGGCUAUACAGAUGCCCACUAUCGGCGGGCAUUCAACGGAGCAGCUUGGGCUGCUGUCGGAACACAUGGCCAUGUCCGUUAAUCCUCACCCACCGCCGCCGCCGCCGCCUGUGCUGGAGGAGCUGGAACAGCAGCAGCCACAUUCUCAGCCUGCAGUUGCCCCGCCCCAAGUUUUUUCAGAAACGUGCAUACAAUUGCCAACGUGCUUAGAAAACCUAAUCGCACUGGUCGCGGAAAACGGUGAAGAUUAUGAAGAUAAAAUACGUUUGCAUAGAAGCGAGUUGCAUCCGGCCUUGUGGUUUCUUUAUGAUAAGAGCUGCGAGCAGUAUCGAAGCUAUCGCUCCCAACUCCUUGACUACGAGCGACAAAGGGCUGAGCGGCAACGGGAGCGGGAGCAUCAGCAGCUAAGCCGGGACCAGCAGCCGCAGCCCAAGGAGCAGGAGCUGCAGCCACACCAAGAGGAGCAGCACAGCAACUCGGCGGCCGACAAGUACGACCCGGAGUCGGCCAUCAGUGCGGACUUCGACUCGGACGAUGAGUACAUGCGGGGCAUGAUGGACCGCAACCGGGACAACAUCAAGCGUCGCAUCGAGUGCCGCAACGAGUUGAGCGACGAGGAAAGGCGCGAGCGGGAGGAGGCUGCCGCAGCCGGAGAAGGGCUCGAUGGCGACGACCAGGACGAGCAAGAGGACAAGGAGUCGCAGAGGCAGCGACGGAAGCGCGAGCGCAAGAGUCGCUGGGGCGAGAAGGAGCAACAGUUGCCCACCUCAAGCACUUCGGGCAACUUCGGAAACCAAAACAAGCCAAUGCUAAGCAGCAUUACGCGCACUGAUCCCGCACUGCUCCAGUACGCUCGCCUCAACUACGGCUCCACUCAGCUGACCGAUGAGCAGUGGAAGCAGUGCGAGGAGCACUACAAAGUCAACCUCCUGUAUCAGGACAUGAUGCGCAAGCGCCAGGAGAUCGAUCGGCUGGCCCGCGGCGGGAAGUUCAAGUACGAAUACGACUCCGACGAGGACAUCGAGGGCGGAACGUGGGAGCACAAGUUGCGCACAGCCGAGAUGGAGGCUACUUCGUUGUGGGCCAACGCCCUGACCAAGCAAAGCGAGGGCAAGCACCACAUUGGCGACUUCCUGCCCCCCGAGGAGCUCAAAAAGUUCAUGGAGCAGUACGAGGCGAAGAAGAACAACCGUCAGCCUGAUCUGAGCGACUACAAGGAGUACAAACUGAAAGAGGACAACAUCGGAUUCCAGAUGCUCCAAAAACUCGGCUGGAAGGAGGGUCAGGGCUUGGGACAGGACGGAGCCGGAAUUGUGGACCCCGUCAACAAGGCCCCGCAGCGCGAUGGAAACCAAGGACUCGGCGUGAGCAGUGCUGCCCAGCCAGAGGACUGUGACAACGAAUACGACGCCUACAGGAAGCGUAUGAUGUUGGCGUACCGCUUUCGUCCAAAUCCCUUGAAUAAUCCUCGUCGCGCCUACUACUAGUACUACGUUUUUAGCUCAUCUCUACCCAGAAAACAAAUUAUCCAAGUAACCUCAGACCGCUUAUUAAACCACAAAGUUUUGCUGAAUAAAUGGUCCUUGUUUAAACUCGACAACGGAAACCAGUGUAAUUAAA
Molecule: messenger RNA, 2675 nt
Organism: Drosophila gunungcola (fruit fly)
Lineage: Eukaryota; Metazoa; Arthropoda; Insecta; Diptera; Drosophilidae
Product: SURP and G-patch domain-containing protein 1
Exons: 7
Coding region: 77-2542 (821 amino acids)
Biological process (GO): RNA processing
Cellular component (GO): nucleoplasm
Molecular function (GO): RNA binding
Source: RefSeq, a predicted model, not a curated record